AUGGAUUCUUCUUCGCUCUCAAGCGCCAUCACCCUCACCGAGACCUUCUCCUUCUCCACAUCUACCCACUCUUACCAAAUCCGCUGGAAGUCUCUCGGCGAUGCCAAAUCCCCUCCACUAAUCUUCAUUCACGGGACCCCAUGGUCGUCACGAGUUUGGAACACCUACGCCCUAUCCUUCGCCAAGUACUUCCACGUUUAUCUCUUCGACAAUCCAGGCUUCGGCGAGAGUCCCCUUGGUCAACCCCUCCCCGAUAAAACAAAUCUCAUCGGCGAUAAGAUAGCACUAGACGCGGAUCUAUCCCAGCAGUCAGAAGUGUUUGCCGCGCUGUAUAAAUCCUGGCAAGCCAGCUGGCCCCCACGCCAACAAAAAGCGCAUGUAGUUGCGCACGACCACGGGGGCUUGAUGGCUUUAAGAGCAAAUUUACUCCAUGGUUGUGAAUAUACAAGCUUGUGCCUUAUUGAUGUUGUUGCGUUGGGACCGUUCGGGCAGCCGUUGUUCAAGUUAAUUGCGGAGAACCAGAGCGUGUUUGAAGCGUUGACGGGACCAGUGUUUGAAGGCGUUGUGGAGUCGUAUAUUCGUGACGCGGCGCAUCGGGAGCUGAGUAAGGAGGUUAUGGAAAUGUUGAAGAGACCGUGGAUUAAGAAUGAACAGGGAAGGAAGGGGUUUGUGAGACAAAUGGUGCAGGCGAAUAGUCGUAGUACGGAGGAAGUGGAAGGGAGGUAUCCUGAGAUCGGGAGAAAGAUGCCGGUAAGAAUUAUCUGGGGAAAGGAGGAUAAAUGGAUUCCUGUCGAGACGGCACAGAGAUUGAAAGACACGUUGAAUGCUGAGGAUAUCGUGUUGAUUGAGGAAGCUGGACAUCUGGUGAUGUAUGAUCAGGAAGGAAUAUUGGGGGUGGAGUUGGGCUGGUGGUUGAGUUUGUGUCUCGUCACUGAGACUGAUAAAAUACGACAGCUUGAGCAAAUGAGGGGCUAG
Aspergillus melleus is the source of this 975-nucleotide messenger RNA. Its product is annotated as alpha/beta fold hydrolase. Lineage: Eukaryota; Fungi; Ascomycota; Eurotiomycetes; Eurotiales; Aspergillaceae. The transcript has a single exon. The record is from RefSeq and is a predicted model, not a curated record. The coding region runs from base 1 to 975 and encodes 324 amino acids.